AAAAUUUAGAAACAUAUUCAUUCGGGGUAAUAUGCAAAAUGACUAUAGUUUAGGGGGCAAACUGUCAUUUACCGUAAAUAUUGAUUGAGUACCUUAUUAAAGCAAGAAAUGUGAAAUUGGGGGGAGGCGGGGGACCGGCGGAAUGGGAAACGGCGGCGGACGGUUUUGGCGGUUGAAUCAUUGUGUGAUGGUUGCGGCAUGCCGGAAACUUCAUUCUCAUACUAUCAGUCGCCGAAUAAAUGUUUGCCGACCUCCGAAUUACAACCGCAGCCAGUUACCAUUCGUUAAAGAAACAACACUCCUCCGGCGUUACUUCUCCAGCUCCGCCGAAACUGCACAAUCUCAGCCGGAACUUUCUCUCGAUCUAAUCAACAUCAUGGACCAGAAAUUAGCCGCAAUAGAAAACCGAAAUUCUUUUCUUCAGGCUAUUGUCAACCAGCCGGAUGCCUCGCCGGAACAGUAUUCCACUGCCAACAAAGAGCUUAAGAAGCUUCGACAUACGGUUGAGUUGGUGACUGAGAUGAGGAAGAAGCACAAAGAGAUUGAGGGGCUAAAGUUGCUGCUUACUGAAAGCCAAGACGACAAAGACAUGCACCAAAUGGCUUCUGAAGAAUUAGGGCAAGCAUCAGAGGAAGAGAAGCGCAUUCGUCAUUCGUUGCUCAAAUCCUUGCUUCCUAAGGAUGAUGCCGACGAACGUGACUGUAUCUUGGAAGUCAGAGCAGGAACUGGAGGAGAAGAGGCUUCUUUGUUUGCGAUGGACAUAUUCAAGAUGUAUGAGAAAUACUCGCAGAAGAAAGGUUGGAAAUUUGAAGUUUUGGAUGUGGCAGAGUCAGACCUUAAAGGGUACAAGGAAGCUAGUGCUGCAAUCUCUGGCGCAGAUGUUUAUGGAAAACUCAAAUUUGAGAGUGGGGUUCACAGAGUGCAGCGAGUUCCAGUGACGGAGAAAUCUGGACGAGUCCACACCAGUGCUGUGUCUGUUGUUAUUCUUCCUCAGGCAGAUCAGGUAGAUGUUCAUUUAAAGAACGAAGAUCUGAAAAUUGAUACAUAUAGAUCUGGUGGUUCAGGUGGUCAGCAUGCAAAUACGACUAACAGCGCUGUGAGGGUUACUCAUGUACCAACAGGGUUGACUGUUAACAUACAGGAUGAACGCUCUCAACAUAUGAACAAGGCCAAAGCUCUUAAACUGUUGUGUGCAAAGUUGUACGAGAUUGAAAGGGCUAGGGCUGAUGCAAGUCGUUCAAGACUUAGAACAGAGCAGAUUGGCAGCGGAGACAGAUCAGAACGCAUACGUACUUAUAAUUUUCCUCAAGGCCGUGUUACGGAUCACCGUGUUGGAAUCACAACCCACUCAAUAGAUGGUUUAAUGCAGGGAGAGAAUCUUGACACAUUCGUUGAUGCUCUUCUCUUGCAGCAAGAAAUGGAUGCAAUUGCAUCUUUUACCUCUACUAAACACUAACUUUUAUGUUUCUUUCACUAAGCAGUUUCGUCCACCUUGAUUACAUUUACAGCUCCAAAUGUUCUCUUCUGGCCUAUCCGUUUUUUGGUCCUUACCAAGUGGGUCUGCUUUUCGGCCCUUGUUAUUGCUUUAGACGGUGCUAAGUUACUCAAAUUCGAAAAAAAAAAUUGAAGCAUAGGAACAUUUUGUCGGGCCUCAAAAUUUUUUAAUGAUGUAAAUGUUAUUUGUGGCACCAGAAUUAAUGGCUCAGUUAGAGGAUAAGGAAACAAGACAUUUGUUUUGGCUUACCUGAUUCAACACUAA
Erythranthe guttata (spotted monkey flower) is the source of this 1759-nucleotide messenger RNA. RefSeq names its product Peptide chain release factor 1. Gene Ontology annotation, molecular function: translation release factor activity, codon specific. The record is from RefSeq and is a predicted model, not a curated record. NCBI's taxonomy places the organism in Eukaryota, Viridiplantae, Streptophyta, Magnoliopsida, Lamiales, Phrymaceae. Gene Ontology annotation, biological process: translational termination.